AUGUACGCUGCCCUGUUCCCGACAGAGAUGUGGGGAGCUGGCGGGGCUGCCAGAGGGAAACUCACCCAACAGCUGGACCUUAUGGCCAUGCAGAGGAAUGCCGAGGUGACCGACAGUGUUCAGACCUUGUUGGGGGUCAGAAUUACCUCAGCUUACCUUACGGGGUGGAUAGUUUCGUUGGUAUUUACCGUGCUCGCCUGGGUCCAGGGUCUGGCCGCACCCUAUGCGAGCAUUGACGGCAUGGUCUCCAUCUUUGACAGGCUGCAGAGUGUGAGAAAGGAUUGA
Messenger RNA from Symbiodinium pilosum, 285 nucleotides. Lineage: Eukaryota; Dinophyceae; Suessiales; Symbiodiniaceae. The record is from the annotation of a GenBank genome assembly.